AUGGCUAUGGUUGCAAAACAAGGUUGGUUCCUCAUGAAUAACCCACAAUCUUUGGUCUCCAGAUUCUUUAAAGCAAGGUACUUUCCUAAUACAUCCUUCUUUGAUGCUAAUCUUGGUUAUAAUCCUAGCUUUGUUUGGAGGAGUAUUUGGAAAGUUAGAGAGGUGCUAACUAUUGGCUGUAGGUGGAGUAUCGGUGAUGGAAGCAGAAUAAAAGUAAUGAAUGAACCUUGGAUUCGGGGGAAAGCCGAAGGUUGUGUGAGGGGGCCGCAAACUCAAGGAACGGAAGAGAUCAUUUAUGUUCCCUUAAUGGAGGAGGUUACCGAAGAUAGACUGAUUUGGAAGGAAGAGAAAGAUGGUCAUUAUAGUGUUCGGUCCGGGUAUAGAGUGUGGAAGAGUAGACAAAAAUUCUAUAAUCCGGAAAAUAAUGAGGAGAAUUGGAAAGGUUUGUGGUCUAUUCUUGCUCCUCCCCGAUUUUGUGAAGAGUUAGUGGAGGAUGAUUGGCAUAUUUUCUUCGGAUGUCCGGAAACUAAUCCGUGUUGGAGGACAACAGGUUUACACGACACUGUUACACAUUAUACUACCCAUUUUAAUGAUAUUAAAUCUCUUAUUUUGGAAGUGUGUAGUCAGGAGGAUAGGAAGGUGGUUGGGCGAUUCGCGACCAUGAUUGAUAUGUUAUGGCAGAAUAGAAAUAAUUUUAUUUGGAAUAAUGAGAAAGAGGAAGCAUUAAGACUUGGUUGGAUAGCUUCCCAUAGGUGGCAUGAAUGGUUGCUAGCACAACAGAAUCAGGAUAGUGAGGUUAUUCCCCCAAAUAGUCAACAGUGGACUCCCCCGCCUGUGGGAUGGUUAAAAUGUAAUGUUGAUGCGGGUUUUAAUCGCAAUAAAGGAACUUCUAAUAGAGGUUGGUGUAUCCGGGACAAUAUGGGUCACUUUGUUAAAGCGGGUGUUGCUUGGGAUGUGGGUACUUUAUCCGCUUUGGAAGCAGAGGCGUUGGCUUUGAAAGAAGCUAUCCAAAGGACGGUAGAUCUUCAUCUUGAUCAUGUAGUGUUUGCGAGUGAUUCUCAACAGGUGGUGCAAGCCAUCCAAUCCAAUGCUACCGGAAGCUCCGAGUUUAAUUUUAUUAUUCAGUCUAUUAAGUUAUUGUUACUAGAUUCUCCAAACUUUAAGGUAGAGUUUGUCAAACGUCAAGCGAAUAUGGUUGCCCAUUGUCUAACAAAGGCGGCCAAUUCUUGGUCUCGACGUAGUUAUGUUAACGUUAUACCUCCUUGUAUUGAGACUAUUUUAUUAAAUGAAAGAAGUUAG
Vicia villosa (hairy vetch) is the source of this 1299-nucleotide messenger RNA. RefSeq lists its product as uncharacterized. The transcript has 3 exons. Lineage: Eukaryota; Viridiplantae; Streptophyta; Magnoliopsida; Fabales; Fabaceae. Gene Ontology annotation, molecular function: RNA-DNA hybrid ribonuclease activity; nucleic acid binding. The record is from RefSeq and is a predicted model, not a curated record. The coding region runs from base 1 to 1299 and encodes 432 amino acids.